Messenger RNA from Choloepus didactylus (southern two-toed sloth), 669 nucleotides. RefSeq names its product transcription initiation factor TFIID subunit 9B-like. Gene Ontology annotation, cellular component: transcription factor TFIID complex. NCBI's taxonomy places the organism in Eukaryota, Metazoa, Chordata, Mammalia, Pilosa, Megalonychidae. The record is from RefSeq and is a predicted model, not a curated record. Gene Ontology annotation, biological process: DNA-templated transcription initiation. Bases 1 to 669 code for a protein of 222 amino acids. The transcript has a single exon. Gene Ontology annotation, molecular function: protein heterodimerization activity; RNA polymerase II general transcription initiation factor activity.
AUGGCGGCUCCCAAGAACGCUCUAAGAGAUGACUUGGUGAUGGCACAGAUCCUGAAAGAUAUGGCAAUUACAGAGUACGAACCAAGGGUUAUAAAUCAAGUGUCGGAAUUUGCUUUCCGAUAUGUGACUACAGUUCUGGAUGAUGCAAAAAUUUAUUCAAGCCAUGCUAAGAAACCUAAUGUUGAUGCAGAUGAUGUGAGACUGGCAAUCCAGUGUCAUGCUGACCAAUCUUUUACCUCUCCUCCCCCAAGAGAUUUUUUACUGGAUAUUGCAAGGCAGAAAAAUCAAACACCUUUACCACUGAUUAAGCCACAUGCAGGACCUAGACUUCCACCUGACAGAUACUGCUUAACAGCUCCAAACCAUAGGCUGAAGUCCUUGAUUAAAAAGGGACCUAAUCAAGGAAAACUAGUUCUACGGUUAAGUGUUGGUGCUGUUAAGUGCAGACCUACCACUUCUACUAUAGCGGCCCCACAAACAGUAUCUGUUCCAAAUAAGGUGGCAACUCCAGUGUCAGUGACAAGCCAAAGAUUUAUGGUGCAGAUUCCACCUCUUCAGUCCACACCUGCCAAACCAGUUCCUGCAACAACUACGGUUCAAAAUGUUCUAACUAAUCCUUCAAUGAUUGGACCCAAAAAUAUUCUUAUUACCACCAACAUGGUUUCAUGA